Molecule: messenger RNA, 462 nt
Organism: Scutellospora calospora
Lineage: Eukaryota; Fungi; Glomeromycota; Glomeromycetes; Diversisporales; Gigasporaceae
Source: the annotation of a GenBank genome assembly
AUGGAAGAAUUCGUUAUUAAUAAUAAUAUGUUAUACAAACUUGCUGUUAAUCACAAUGCAUUAUAUGAUAAUAAUCAACCUAAAAAUAAAAGCAAUGAUGCGAUUAAUUUUGAAGGUGCAAAUUAUGAAAAUACAAUAGAUCAGGAAUGGAGUUAUAUAGUGGAUGAUCAUGCGAUGAACGAAAUUGAAAAAUAUGGAAAGAAACAAGGCUUCAAGACAUGUUGUUAUUAUGUUGAGAAAUCCAAUAACUGUAUCCAGAGAUGUAUGUUAGUUUGUGAACAUUAUAGAAAGCCUGAGGCUACAAAAAGCAAGGAUUUAAAGAAGGAAACCACUUCUAAAUGCAUUGGGUGUACAUGGCAGAUAAAUCUUUUAUGCUCUGAAAAAAAUAAUCCUCAUAAAAUCGUAUACAUUACAAAAUUAGUUGAUGAAUACAUGAAUUAUGAUCUUGACCAUGAAUUGUAG